Molecule: messenger RNA, 4271 nt
Organism: Helobdella robusta
Lineage: Eukaryota; Metazoa; Annelida; Clitellata; Rhynchobdellida; Glossiphoniidae
Exons: 19
Coding region: 1-3600 (1199 amino acids)
Cellular component (GO): nucleus
Molecular function (GO): transcription corepressor activity
Source: RefSeq, a predicted model, not a curated record
AUGUGUUUGCGUUUGAACCUGGUCAUGGCGCAGAACAGACGUUUAAAAGAAUCAAAAUAUCAAACCUGGCCGCCGCUCCAGCACAAAUUCAAGUUGGGUCCAAUCAUCAGGCGAGCCAAGCUGCCUGCUCUGAUUGGUGAGAUAAAAAGUGAGGAGAGGAAUGAGCAUCUGGAGACGUUGGUGUGGUAUCCAAAUUGUAUAAUGGAUGGAGAUCUGCUCAUGUAUCUGAGGGCUGCUAGGAGCAUGGCAGCAUUUGUAGGAUGGUGCGAUGGUGGGUCGACAGAUGAUGGUUGUGCUGCUGCCUCCAUGGAUGAAACUACCAUCAACUCCCUUCAUAUGCUCCAUCAGCACAAUUAUGACACUGGUAAAGCAUUACAGGCUUUGGUUAAGAUCAUCAAUCCAAAAAGUGUCGACAAGAGAUGGUCCGAUGAAGAUGCUAAAAAGUUUGUGAGGGGUCUGAAACAACAUGGAAAGAAUUUUUUCAAAAUUCGUAAAGAUCUGCUUCCAUACAAAGACACCCCCAGCCUGGUUGAAUAUUACUACCUGUGGAAGAAGACUCCAGCUGCCUCGACGACUCGACCGCAUCGAAGACACAGGCGACCCGCAUUCAGAAGGCAGGCCCCCACCCCCACCCUUCCACAAGAAGAUGAUUUGGAUGACAUGAGUUCGGCCAGUGAGGCAUCAGAAAUGGAAUCAGAUGAAGAGAUCAACCAAUCAAGUUUGAUUGCCACCACCUCUGCAGCCAAUCACAGCACUUCAUCUUGCAGCAGAUGUUCUGUUACCAAAUCCAACCGCUGGUAUGAAAUAAACAAGGACAACGUCAUCUGCUCUGAAUGCCAUCUCAACGACAAAGUUAUGAUUGGUCAGACCGAUGAUGAUGCCCCUGCUACCUGCGAUCCUAUUGGUCCAGAGGACGACGCUGGUCACAGUGCAAUGGAUGACGAUGCUCCUCCCUUCAUGUUCAGACCUGUCAAGGAAGACAGCGAGUUUGGCAGUGAUGUGAAGAAGAAGGAGUUGGAAGGCAGUCAAGAUGGCAAAGUUGGACUGAUGAGUGGUUCACUGCCUGUCAAAACAGAGCUGACAUCCUCAUCUGCUUACGAUGGCUACAUUGCUUCCUCACUGGCUUCAUCGGCAUAUUCAUCAGCUGCAUCAACAGCAUCUUCGGGCAUCGUGAAGUACGAAACUCCUGGAGACAUGCUGCCUGCAUCUGUGCACCAAUCAACAUGUUGUGCGGCAGAUGAUGAAGCUACUAAGGACAUGGUGAUGUCUUCAUCGUCGUCAUCAUCGAUGUUGUUGCCUUCCAGUGCUACUGUGAAGUACGAGGUGCCAUGCAUUUCAACUUCAAUGACGUCAUCGUCGUCGUCGUCAUCAAUGAUGUUUUCAGAUUUUAAGCCUCAGAGAGCGGUGGCCAGUGUGGCUCCGACAUUUCAAGAUGGAGUUUCAACAGCUGGUCAACAUUAUCAGUCAUCGUUCCAACCACCAUCAACGUCAUUAUCAUCAUCAUCACAACUCAUCUCCUCCUCAUCCUCCUCAUCAUCAUCUCUGUCAUCAUCAUCAUUCACUCAGAUGUCAUCCUCACAGUCCAGUUCACCUUCUGUCUCAUCAUCAUCAUCAGCACUCACCAAUCAUUACAAAUCACCAUUCACAUCUCAAUCUCAUCACGUGAUGAACAUGCAGGGCAGACCCCCACCACCACCACAAUCAUCGACAUCAUCGUCGUCGUCAUCAUCUUCAUCACCAUCAAACUCAACACCCAUGUUGCAACAACCUUCUUAUUCUUCAUUGGCCUACCCAGUACCUUACUCAUUUUCCAUGCCACCACCAUCAUCAUCAUCAUCAUCAUCGUUCAUCUCGUCGUCAUCAACCAACAACAUGCCUGAAGAUAUGAGCAUAAAGAGUUGCAAAGAAACAACAACCAACAACAACAGCAGUUACAACAACAAUUACAACACUUCAAGCCACAAUAACAACAAUUAUUCAGACAAUAGGAAUGCUAGUAACAACAGCAACAACAACAUGUUCACCCAUUCAAAACAACAACAAAAACAUUCGCAACAACAACCUCAUCAACAUCAACAGCCGCAACAACAAGAGCCAAUAUGUCACAACAUAUCAGAUGAUGAUGACGACGAGAACGAUGAUGGCGGUGCUGAUGUUGAUUGCAAUGUUGCAAGAAGUCCAAGUCCUCCUGCCGUACCUGCCAGUGAACAAGUCUACUCUUCAGCCAACUCCAUAUUCAUAAGGAGGUGGAACAGAGGAGGUAACAUGUGCUCGAGGUCUGAUCUGGAGUUUCUGCCCCAGAAGAAUUCCAAGUGGAUGAUGAAGAAGGAGGAGAGAUUGCUCAACAAAUCCUCGUCGUCGUCGUCGUCAUCUUCGUCGUCCGGCCAUCAUCACCAUGGUCAUCAGUCGCAUCACAAGUCGUCGUCAUCUAGUCACCAUCAUCAGUCUAGUGCUAAGGAGGGCAGGAGGAAUGAAGGAAGGAAGGAUGAUGAUAAGACGAAAUCACCGAUGCAAAACAACAACAACAGCAGAUCAUCAGACGCCCAGAUAACGAGUUCCUACGCUGGCUCCUCCCACCAUCUUCCUCCGUUUGCAGGAUCCUCUUCUGACAGGAUGUCCCAGAGAUCCGGAACAGGAGCAAAUGCUGCAGCCUCUGGAAUGUUCCAUGACCCCACCCCAGCUCUCAGUCAACUUUCUGCUUAUGCCAGACCACAUAUUGGGAACCAGCGCCUGAUGAACUAUCCACCAUCCCAUUCCAUCCAGGAUUACUUCAGACUGCCUGGAAUCUUCCCACCUGGUUCCAGAGAAGCAAUGGAACUGGACAUGGACAAACAUGCGUGGGAACGAGAUGUCAGGGAACGAGAGUUGCGAGAGAUGGAGUUCAUGGAGAAAUUGAAACAGGAGCUCGAGCUCAAAUCAGCUGCUGCAGCCGGGUUUGAUAGGUUGCCCCACCUACCUGGCGCCUCAUUGGAUCCGAUAUGGAUCGACAUGCAGAGACGUUUGAUGGCCAGUCAACUUCCUCUUCCAUCCGGAGCUCCUCCCCCUUCCCAUCUUUCAGGAAUGUUUCCUCCCCCAGGAAUUUUGUCAGCUGAUCUCAUGCAGCGGGAGAGAUUGGAGCAAAUAGCCCGGUCGAGUCAGGAGCAGAUGGCCAGGGAGGGUGCAUUGCUGCAGUUGUACCAACGUUAUGCACACGACCCCAACAUGUUGCAGAGGCAGGUCAGUGCUUACAUGGCCAGCAAAGCUCAGGAGAGCGUUCAUCUCGUCUACCAUUUCGCCAAAGCAGACCCACUGGCUUCAGCAGUGAGCCAAUCGUCAUCGUCCUCAAGCAAUCUCCCAUCAAGUCAUCUUCCUCCUCCUCCUCCGCUCCCAUCUGCUCUCCAUAACCUCCCUCCCAACCACCCCUUGUAUGCCUUCGCCAGAGAUCCGGAACGAAUGUACAUGGAGUUGCUGUCCAGGCCUCCUUACAAUGCCGAUCCUCUGCUCGCCCAACAAGUCAUGAGCAAUCUGACGGCCCAGGCAGCAGCGGCUGCACAGCAGGAAGCCCUGCAGAGACAUCUCGCCAUGGAGAGGGACUUUCCAGGCAACCCUAUGAUGCACUGAGUCUCAAACAUGUCCUCAUCUCAUUCAACCAACGUGUCAAUACUGAUAUGUCAUGCCAUGUCAUCUUCGUCGUUGUUAUGUUGUCAAAUGUCGUUGAGAAAAAUUUGCUGUUAUGAAAUUCUGUAUGAUGUCACAAUUUGGUUUAAUUUUUUAUUGAGACGUACCUACCCGUUCUUACUAAACUUGUUAUUCUAUUAAAUGUCCAUUUGUUUUCAUCAUUUGGUCUCCCGAAUUUAUGAUCGUCAUUUAGCUCUUGGUCAGAUUUCUAAACGUUGUUAUACAGGUUGCUACAUUUAGUUCGUUGCAACCAGAAUUAGGGGUGACCAUCGCCGGAUUUUGGUUACCAAAUGUUUCUGUGGUCUGUCCGUGUCAUUAUUUUAUUUAUUUAAGCUUCCAAAGUUUCCAGCUUUUUCAAAAAACUAAUCAUGAUAUCUGUUAAUGAUUGAUUGUGUGUGAUGUAUAUUUAAUUAUUUGUAUAAAUUUAUUUAUUUCAACCGAAACAUAUUUCGAAACUUUUGUAUGCUUAUUUACUUAACACUUUAUGAAUUAUAUCGAUCUGCUUAAUGUUUCAGUCAUUGAUUUAUUCAAUAUGUGUAUAUAAUUGGUUACGAUUAUUGUUAAUUUCAGUUAAAUACUUAAUUCUUUUGUAAAUAGAUAUGAAACAACACAAA